AGUGAGCAAUGUGAUAUCGUCCUGAUCAGACGCCAAACUCGCCAUAAUAGUGCCAGUUUACGCGCGGCUGAGCAUGGCACCUGACAGAUCACAGCCGCACAUGAAGAGUGCAGUUUAAGUUGGUAAAAUAACAUCGGUUGGAAAUCGUCAUGUCUACAAAUGAGGAACAUCAGAACGCGGAUGAAAAUAGCAGCGAAAAUGAGAAAGCCAAACCGGAAGCGGACCAAGCAGUCAACAAAAGGACUUACAAUAACAGCGACAAAAAUCAUAAACUGAACAAAGACAAUAACGCAACCAGAGUGGUGGUUGUCGCCCUUACCCCUGAAAGAACAAGAGAAACAUGGAACAAAAAAGUUGAAUUUCUAUUAGCCGUUAUCGGAUUUGCUGUUGACUUGGGGAACGUAUGGAGAUUUCCUUAUAUCUGUUAUCAAAAUGGUGGAGGUGCGUUUUUAAUACCUUAUACAAUUAUGUUAAUAUUCGGCGGACUUCCGUUGUUUUACAUGGAAUUGGCACUAGGACAAUUUUAUCGAAGUGGAUGCCUUACUAUUUGGAAAAGAAUAUGUCCAGCAUUAAAAGGAAUAGGGUAUGCCAUUUGUCUAAUAGACAUUUAUAUGGGAAUGUAUUACAAUACCAUAAUAGGCUGGGCAGUGUACUAUUUAGUGGCAUCGUUUCAAUCAGAACUUCCAUGGACGCGUUGCAAUAACAGUUGGAACACACCUGAUUGUAGACCGGUUAAAUUUAUUGGCGCCCAACAUAAUUUAACAAGUCCCGCCAGGGAAUUCUUUGAAAGGGAAGUCUUAGAGCAAUACAAAUCUAACGGUUUAGACCGUAUGGGUCCAAUAAAACCCGCCUUGGCCAUGUGCGUUUUUGCGGUAUUUGUACUGGUCUAUUUUUCUUUAUGGAAAGGCGUUCGAAGUGCCGGAAAGGCUGUCUGGAUAACGGCCCUGGCUCCGUAUUUCGUUCUUAUAAUAUUGUUGGUCAGAGGGGUGACCCUUCCAGGAGCUGCUAACGGAAUCCGCUACUAUCUUACCCCCGAAUGGUAUAAAUUGUACAACAGCAGAGUUUGGAUCGAUGCCGCGUCUCAAAUAUUCUUUUCGCUCGGUCCAGGUUUCGGCACCUUACUAGCCCUGUCCAGUUACAAUAAAUUUAACAACAAUUGCUACCGAGACGCCAUUAUAACAAGCGUGAUCAAUUGUCUUACGAGUUUCUUGGCUGGUUUUGUAAUAUUCUCCGUUCUUGGGUACAUGGCUUACAUGCAGAACAAAAGUAUCGAAAUGGUCGGCUUGGAAGGACCUGGUCUUGUGUUUAUUGUAUAUCCGGAAGCAAUAGCAACCAUGAAAGGUUCUGUUUUUUGGUCGAUAAUUUUCUUUUUAAUGCUCAUCACUUUGGGGCUUGACAGCACGUUCGGAGGAUUGGAGGCAAUGAUAACGGCACUGUGUGACGAAUAUCCAAAGCUUUUGGGACGUCAUAGAGAAAUUUUUGUUGCUGUUCUACUAUUUGGAAUAUAUAUAUGUGCCUUGCCAACGACAACCUACGGUGGUGUUUUUUUGGUUAAUAUGUUAAACGUUUACGGACCCGGCUUGGCGAUACUUUUCGUGGUGUUUUUCGAAGCCGCCGGUGUUUGUUGGAUAUACGGGACGGAAAAUUUUGCAAGGGAUAUCGAAAAAAUGUUGGGCCAUAAGCCUGGCAUCUUCUGGACCACUUGUUGGAAGUACAUAAGUCCAGUAUUUUUAUUGACAAUUUUUAUUUUUUCGUUAAUGGGCCACGCAGAAAUGUUAGGCAACGAGUACAAAUAUCCCGACUGGUCUUUCAACGUGGGCUAUUGUCUAACAGCUUCAUCUAUCGUUUGUAUACCUUUGUAUAUAGUUUAUAAAUUUCUAAUGACACCAGGAACAAUAAAACAGCGAUGGAAAAUGAUGUGGAUGCCCGAGCAUUCUUCUGACAGCAACACCUUAACUUACUACGGAGGUUCCGAAGUGUGACCGUUUUACCAAUCGAAACUCUUCCACAGUAACACAACGGAAUGGCUUGUUUAAUUAAUUAAUUUUAAUAUACAUACCUACUUAACAUGUUAUAGGUAUUAGGCAUUAAUGCAAACAUAAGGUUUUCUUGACGUUGCAUGUAAAUACCGUAACUCAUAUAAAAAUUGAAGGUGUGUUGUGGUGUAACGAAAAAGAACAUUUUACAGCACCUUAAAUUUCGUAUUCUUUUGUAAUGUACAUAUUAUAUUACAUAUUUAAUUGUGGGACAGAUUUCAGCCAUGAUCUGCUCCAUAUGUAGAUACCUAUCUAUAAAUUUAAAAAGUCUGCGUACGAAAUUUAUACAUAUGUACCUAUAUUAUACUUACAUAUAGUUAUUACUUAUAUGUAAGUACUUAUACAGUUGUAAAUUCAGCCGUUAUACAAUUGUAUGAAAUUUAAAAAAAAAAUAACAAAAAUGGUAAAAUUACAGCCACUUUACCAUUUUUCAGAUGUUAUAAUAUACCUAUGUACGCUGAGUAUAAUGUCGAAGACAGCCAUUUUGACAUCAUAUUUCAACAUAAAAUAAUGUGA
Messenger RNA from Agrilus planipennis (emerald ash borer), 2552 nucleotides. RefSeq names its product sodium-dependent serotonin transporter. NCBI's taxonomy places the organism in Eukaryota, Metazoa, Arthropoda, Insecta, Coleoptera, Buprestidae. The transcript has 10 exons. The record is from RefSeq and is a predicted model, not a curated record. Gene Ontology annotation, biological process: serotonin uptake; sodium ion transmembrane transport. The coding region runs from base 150 to 1982 and encodes 610 amino acids. Gene Ontology annotation, cellular component: neuron projection; membrane. Gene Ontology annotation, molecular function: serotonin:sodium:chloride symporter activity; serotonin binding.